Gadus chalcogrammus (walleye pollock) is the source of this 4275-nucleotide messenger RNA. RefSeq names its product actin filament associated protein 1 (gene afap1). The transcript has 15 exons. The coding region runs from base 1 to 2082 and encodes 693 amino acids. The record is from RefSeq and is a predicted model, not a curated record. NCBI's taxonomy places the organism in Eukaryota, Metazoa, Chordata, Actinopteri, Gadiformes, Gadidae. Gene Ontology annotation, cellular component: cytosol. Gene Ontology annotation, molecular function: SH3 domain binding; SH2 domain binding.
AUGCAUCAGAAUGCUAAGAGUAAGCCUCAGAGUUCUACUUUAAGAAAGUCAUUAGAAUACGAGGUGGCUCACAAUGUCUUACUGUCCCCUUUGUGUGUUUCCCUCCAGGCGCCCACCGGCGGGCCUCCUCCUCUCCCCAGCAGCUCCCUGCCGGAGGGCUACUACGAGGAGGCCGUCCCCCUCAGUCCAGGCAAGGCCCCUGAGUACAUCACCUCCAACUACGACUCGGACGCCAUGAGCAGCUCCUACGAGUCCUACGACGAGGAAGAGGAGGGCGGCCGAAAGGCGCGCCACCAGUGGCCGUCCGAGGAGGCGUCCAUGCACCUGGUGAAGGACGCACGCAUCUGCGCCUUCCUGCUGCGCAAGAAACGCUUCGGCCAGUGGACCAAGCUGCUCUGCGUCAUCAAGGACAACAAGCUGCUGUGCUACAAGUCGUCCAAGGACCACGCGCCCCAGAUGGAGCUGUCCCUAUCGGGCUGUAGCAUCUCCCACGUGCCCAAGGACGGCAAGAAGAAGAAGCACGAGCUGCGCAUCGUCCACCAGGGCACGGACGCCCUGGUGCUGGCCGUGCAGAGCCAGGAGCAGGCCGAGCAGUGGCUCAAGAUAAUGAAGGAGGUGUGCGCCAACGGCAGCGUGGACUCUGAUGGCGCUGGGUCCGGGUCUCCGGUACACAAACCCGAUCUGGAAAAGGUGUCGUGCGAUAGGCCGGGUUCGGACGGAGAGCUGCCCCACGAGAACGGCCACGGAGGAGACUGCAAGGACGCAGGGAAGGGGAAGAAAGCCGGCAAGACGGAGCAGAAGAGCGGGACCCUGGGUAAAGGGGCGAGCAAGAAGAUCACCAAGAUCAUCGGCCUGGGCAAGAAGAAGCCCUCGGAGGAGCAGACCUCCUCGGCAGAGGAGGAGGUGCCCACAUGUGGCUACCUGAACGUGCUGUCCAACAGCCGCUGGCGCGAGCGCUGGUGCCGUCUGAAGGAGAACCAGCUGCUGCUGCACAAGGACCGCGACGACCUGCGCAGCCACAUGGCCUCGCUGCCCCUGCGCGGCUGCGAGGUCAGCCCCGGACUGGACCAGAAGCACCCCUUCGCCUUCCGCCUGCUGCGCAACGGCCAGGAGGUGGCCGUGCUGGAGGCGUCCUCCUCCGAGGCCCUGGGCCGCUGGCUGGGGGUCCUGCUGGCCGAGACGGGCUCCACCACUGACCCGGCGGCACUCCACUACGACUACAUCGACGUGGAGACCACCGCCAACGUCAUCCAGCUGGCCAAGCAGUCCUUCUGUUUCACCAGUAAGCGUGCUGUGUCUCCCAACCCCUACCUGGACAACCCGGUCAAUGGUGGCUACUCACGUCCCAGUGGUGUGGCCCUGCAUUACGACGACGUUCCCAUCAACGGCAUGCUGAAGGGGAAGAAGGGGGCGGCGACCAAUGGGACAGCGUCAAAGCAGAAGGCGGAGCCAAAGAACGCGCCCAAGAAGAACGGAACCAACGGCGUUAAUGGAACCAACGGCACGGCCUCCAUCAAGCGCAACAACUCCAGCGUGGACCAGUACAAGUACGGGAAGAACCGCGUGGAGGCGGACGCCAAGCGGCUGCAGGCCAAGGACGACGAGCUGGCCCGCAGGAAGCAGGAGAUCCGCAACCGGCUCACCCAGCUCAAGAAGGAACGCCGCGACCUCCGGAGCGCCGUGGAGGCCGCCGCCGGCAAGCGGACCCUGGCCUCGCUGACGGAGCGCCUGAAGAAGGUGGAGGACGAGUGCAAGCAGAAGGAGGAGGAGCGCGUCACCCUGGAGCUGGAGAUGACCGAGGUGCAGGAGAGCCUGAAGAAGGCCCUGAGCGGAGGGGUCACGCUGGGCCUCACCAUCGAGCCCAAGUCCGGCAGCUCCACUCCUCAGUCCCCAGUGGCGGUGCGGCGGACCCUGGAGUCGUCCCCGUUCUCCAGCUGUGACACCAGCGACACCGAGUCCCUGUGCCUGCCCGUCAACAGCGCCUCGCUGCUUCGCAGGCACCCGGCCGGCCAGAAGGUCCCCCCCGUCAGGGGCCACGUCCUCAGGAAGGCCAAGGAAUGGGAGAUGAAGACAGGCACAUAAGAUUUCAUACUUCUGGUGUUUUACUUUAUUUUUGUGUAUAUAUUUAUUUAAAAAGACCUUCCAAGCAGUCCGAGGACACACAAGCAUAGCAGACCAAGCAGGAGAAUAAGUAUCGUAACUGAAACCAAGCGAGUUCUCCAAGCAUACCAUUAGAUAUUUUAGCGUUGAGCAUGCUUAGUUAGUGUACUUAGUCGGGUACAACUAUGUUGUUACAACUGUACCUGUUUUUCAUUCCAAAAGUGUAUUUGCUUUUUCAUUUUUUUGAUUCCACCUAAUCCAGUUUCAGAUUCACACUUUGGGUUUAAAAGCUCUUAAAGGUCAGACGUAUUUAUUUGUAAAUGUUUGAAGAAAAUACUAGCUUCCCAUGCUUUAUUUAUGUCAAUAUAUUUAAUGUAAUUUUCUUUUUGAUGAAUGAAAGCCCUCCACUGACUUUCUUGUAUUUUAUUAUUUUACAGUGACAGCAGUCAAAUUUCCAUUAUACAUCCUUUAUUCUUUGCAUUUUUUUAAACUACUUUUUUGUCAGUGACAUGACGACGUCUGCCGUUGGUGCUAUUCAAUUGAUAUCUUGAGAUGGGACAUUUCAACUCAAAAAGCCCCAAGUGUAUAUUUAAGCGUUUUUUUAUUAAGGAUGCAGUUAUUAGUAUUAAGGACACUAUUGGGACAUUAUCUAAGAUAAUUCAUAACAGGAACUAAUUAUCAUGCUUCUGGUGAUCAUUUAAAUGUGUUUGAUUACAACUGCACAAAGCAAAUGUUAGCCGGACGCUACUAUCGUGUUUAGUUAGCCACUUUGGUAGGUCAAAGUUAGAAAAAAACAAGAAUGUGCUUUUUCAAGGGCCACCCUGAAAACUACAAUACCAAACACUGUUCAUGCCAUUUCUGUUCCUGAUUGGUUAAUAAAGCGGUGCUAGGUGAUUGGUUAAUGAUGCUGCCAAUUCUUCAAAGGAAAACAAACCGUUAGAGCUUGUCCCCGCCCACUAUCAACAUUUAAAAAACGCUUUCUCCUGAACCUUUCACAGUAAUGGGCGGUGCUUAUCGCUGUUCAGGCCUCCUCUCUCUUGCCCAAGCCCCUCCCACUCACUCACGUCAAUCCGAUUCAGGGGGGUCAGAAUGUUUGAUUGACGUUAUCCCCAAGCUAUCAAUGACAGGAAAUGCCCGCAAUUGCAUUGCAAUAUAGAGGCAAAUUUCAGACAAUAUUUACAUUGUAUCCUACGUUUUCCAAAAUGUUCUGCGUAUAUGUCGAGAUUCUGAAUAGGGUCAAUCCAUAACACCCACUACAUCACUUUUAAUCUAAAAUAUGUUGUGCUAGGGUUUAGUUGUCCUUUCAACAUCCCUUAAAUAUGGCAGUGUGGGGUCUGAUUGGGUACUCGGGACCACACCCACAUUUCUAUAAAUACCCGUUAGGGAGAUGGGGUUUGUUGUUUCUCUUCUGUAUAUAUUAUCUAUCCUGUACUCUCCACCUGGUGCAUUUUUUAAAGUCUGCAAACUUUAACGCAGUCUGCAUGUCGGCAUGAAAAUGAGGAUCUUUUAAAAAAAAAAUCUUCCCUUGGCUUCACAUUGCUUGUCUGAGAACAGUUAUUGUGAACACAUUGUAAAUACCUUUGCUGGAUAAGAAGGGGGUGUGGCUAUUAGGAUUGGGGCGGGGUUUGAGGGUUUGAGUUUGAGUUUGCACCUUAAGAUCUUUUGUACUCCGCUGUUUGACUUUUGACAGUUGCCGCCUCGGUGACAAAUAAACGUGUACAUACAUAAACAUAUUGUAAUAAACAUAUUGACAAACAUUGCUCUCUGGACUGCUUAUUGCCAGCGAUCUGAAAACAAUAUUUCUUUGUCGUGGUUCUCCAAACUCCAGAGUGUCACAUUCAGUGGCGACUGGUCAUUAGGGGCAAGUGGGGCUCGGCCCCACCUACUCUCACAAGAAAAAAAGAAAAGAAAAUGAAAAUGUAUAAAAAUAAAUAUAUAAAAAAUAUAAUAUAUAUUUCUAUAUAUAUAUACAUAUAUAUAUAUAAAAAUAAUCUCCCCAGAAAUUACUAUAAAAUAAUAAGUUCAGCGCUUUUAUUUAAUUUUUAGUCGACCCUGGCUUGCUUCUUCCGGCUGAGUUCGUCUGGAGGGGCAAGAGGUGCUCUAGCCCCACCAGCCCAAUGCAAUGUGAAUUGGACUUGAAACUUUGAAAUGCGCAUGCUCAGAGUGUUUCUCUGU